AUGUCUAAUUACGGGAAUUAUUCUGAGCAAUACAGAAAUCCGUAUCCACUGGCACCGGGCACGUAUGAACAACCGAUUCCGCAUCCUCCACAGAACUCGUAUCCGCCACCCAACCCAUCAGGGCCCUCGACGUUUCUUGACAUAGAGCCUGAGACUGUAAUUGACGAGAAAAAAUUUCACUAUGGCCAACCUCCCGCAUAUCAACCACGUCGUUAUAAGACUAAAAAGCGUGUAAAACUCCAUAGAGGAAACUAUGUGACAGAAUGUCCCGUGCCCACGAAUUUCAGGCAAUCGAUUCCUAGAAAAGAUGAGAAAGAAUUUGCGUAUAUGAGAUAUACUGCUUGUACAUGUAAACCUGAUGAAUUCGAGAAAAAAGGUUAUACACUUCGUCAAAGCGAAUUCGACCCACCAAGAUCAACAGAAUUGUUUAUAGUGUUAACUAUGUUUAAUGAAAACGAGUUGGAUUUUGCUCGCACCUUCCACGGCGUCGUGAAAAAUAUCACUCACCUUUGCUCUCGUGAUCGCUCUCGAGUUUGGGGUAAAGAUGGAUGGAAAAAGGUUGUAGUGUGUAUUGUAUCUGAUGGUCGAGAAUUUAUCGAUCGACGUACAUUGGCUUACUUGGCAGCUAUCGGCGUUUACCAAGACGGGGUUGCAAAAAGUAAUUAUGAAGUUAUGAGGAGUGACGGUACGGUAGAGAAUAGGAAGGUUACAGCUCAUAUAUAUGAGUAUACAACUCAAGUUUCAAUUAACUCGAAUAUGGAAUUUGAAAAAGAAAACAUCGUUCCUAUUCAAGUUCUCUUUUGUCUAAAAGAAGAGAAUGCUAAAAAGAUUAACUCGCAUCGUUGGUUUUUCAAUGCCUUUGGAAAGAUCCUAAAACCUAACGUAUGCGUUCUUCUUGAUGUCGGCACCAAGCCUGGUAGCAUGUCAAUAUAUCAUUUAUGGAAAGCUUUUGACAUUAAUUCCAAUAUAGCCGGUGCUUGUGGUGAAAUUAUCGCAAUGAAGGGUACUGCUGGUGUUAAUCUUCUCAACCCGAUAGUGGCUGCUCAAAACUUUGAGUACAAGAUGUCCAAUAUUUUAGAUAAACCCCUUGAAUCUGUUAUGGGAUAUAUUACCGUUUUACCCGGGGCCUUUUCUGCCUACCGUUACACUGCCUUACAAAAUAAUGAUGAUGGCAAAGGUCCGUUAAACUCUUAUUUCCUGUGCGAGGUAGAGGAAGACGAGGAAGGUGACGAAGAGAAUAGUGAAAAAAGUGAAAAAAAAAAAGUGGACAAGGAUGAUCUGUUUACCGCAAAUAUGUACCUCGCGGAAGAUCGUAUUCUAUGCUUUGAACUGGUGACCAAGAGAAACAAUGCUUUCGUAUUGCAUUAUGUCAAAUCUGCCUAUGCAGAAACUGAUGUACCAGAUGAUGUAGCAGGAUUGAUAAAACAAAGACGACGCUGGUUAAAUGGUUCUUAUUUUGCCAGUUUAUACGCAUUACGGCAUUCUCUUGCUAUUUGGCGAAGUGGUCAUAGUCCGAUUCGAAAAUUUGUCUUAUUUGUGGAAAUGCUCUAUCAACUAUACAACCUACUUUUCACAUGGUUUGGUCUGGCCAAUUUUUAUUUGACCUUUUACAUCCUGGGUGUUUCUCUCACUAGUUUAGGAGUAUCCCCAGAUGCUCUGCUCCAGGUCUUAUCUAUUAUAUAUAUAAUACUGAUUAUCGUUCAGGUAAUUCUGGCCAUGGGAAAUAAACCCCAAAGUUCCAAAUGGGCCUAUAUAAUUUCUAUAAUAUUCUUUGCGCUUAUCAUGCUUUACAUGUUAUUUGCGGCCGGUUGGAUCACAUACAAGGGUGUCGCUUUGCAACUGGAUAGUCACAAGGACCAAAUUACUGGUGCCAAUGUGUCGACUGCGAACGCCUUAUUGGGAGAUCAAUAUUUCCGAAACAUCGUCCUCUCUGUGAUUUGUACAUAUGGAUUAUAUUUCGUUUCAAGUUUUCUAUUUUUAGAGCCAUGGCACAUGUUUACCAGCAUGAUUCAAUAUUUGUUUUUGAUUCCAUUUUACGUCAACGUCCUGACCAUUUACGCUUUCUGUAACGUGCAUGAUGUCACUUGGGGUACGAGAGAGGCCAAGUCAGCUCUGGGAUCUGGAAAAGUUGUCCAAGAGGACAAUUCUUCCAGUUUAGAAGUGGAAGUUGAAGCACCCGUUGAAGAAACAGAUAUUAAUGAAACAUUCGACGAAGCCGUUAAUGUAUUGAAACAUCCAAGAAUCAAGUACCCAACCUUCCGUUCGUCCAAAGAAAAGAAGGAAGAUAAAGUUCGAGCAUUCCGUACGCGUUUUGUGCUUGCCUGGCUUAUUACCAAUGUCGCGUUUGUCUUUGGUAUUCAAAGAUUACCUCAAGAGACGAUAAAUAAUACAUAUGUGGCUUUCAUCUUGUGGUCUGUAGCCGGGUUAGCUGCAUUUAGAUUCUUUGGUAGUUGCAUAUUUUUGUUAUUUAGAUUGUUCACCGGCAAUUAG
Acaulospora morrowiae is the source of this 2490-nucleotide messenger RNA. The record is from the annotation of a GenBank genome assembly. NCBI's taxonomy places the organism in Eukaryota, Fungi, Glomeromycota, Glomeromycetes, Diversisporales, Acaulosporaceae.